UCUGUACUCAUGUUGUACUGGCGGAUGAGUUUAAGGAGGUUUUUGAGUCUAUUCCAGACGGACUCCCUCCUGACCGCGCCGGGCCACACCAUCCCUGUGGAGCCUGGAAAGCUCCCACCGUUUCGACCUCUGUAUCGCCUCAGUCCAGCUGAGUACGAGGAGGCUAAACAACAGAUUGAGGAGUACCUCAGGAAGGGAUGGAUUGAGCCAAGCGCAUCACCAUAUGGAGCACCAAUCUUGUUCGUUAACAAGAAGGGUGGUGGCUUACGCAUGUGCGUCGACUACCGCGCCUUAAACAAGAUCACGAUCAAGAACAGAUAUCCUCUUCCAAGGAUAGAAGACCUGUUCGAUCGACUCCAGGGUGCUCAGUGGUUUAGCGCGUUGGAUCUGGCACAGGGGUACCACCAACUGCGCAUCACUGAGGAAGAUGUUCCCAAGACGGCGUUCGUUCGCCGUUUGGCCAUUUUCAAUGGCGAAAGUUGCGAGAACACAAGUUCUAUGCUCGUUUAUGGAAAUGCCAUUUCUACAAACGCGAGCUGGAAUACCUCGGUCAUCUUGUCGGGAAACGGACUUAAAGUCGACCCCAAGAAGGUGGUGGCUGUUCAGAAUUGGCCCGUCCCACAAGACGUGGGCCAGAUCAGGUCCUUCCUAGGCCUGGCCAAUUAUUUCCGCCGGUUCUUGGAAAAUUACUCAACUGUCGUUGCCCCUCUGACAGCACUCACCCGAAAGGGUAGUGCAUGGGAGUGGACUCGACAAUGCAAGAGGCAUUUGACAAAGAGGGCCGCCCAGUGGCAUUUGAGAGUAGGAAACUCCCCGGCAGAGCAGCGCUAUACGACGUCAGAACAAGAGUUGCUGGCGGUCGUGCAUGCGCUGCGAACAUGGCGAUGUUAUCUGGAAGGUGUGGAGUUUGUGGUCACGACAGACCACUGUCCGAACACCUAUUUCUCUACUCAAGCCACGCUCACUCGGCGCCAAGCCCGCUGGGCAGAACUCCUUAGUGGGUUCACAUUCGAUAUUCGAUAUCGUGCAGGUUCUACGAACAUGGCUGACCCCCUCAGCAGACAGCCGAUAGGGGCAGCGACUGGGCUUGAAGAAACCGAGGAUAAGGCAAUUGUGGUACCCCACGUGGGUAACCUGCGGAAUGAUAUAAUUGAGGAAGUGCAUAGCACCAAGUACGGGGGACACCUGGGUAUCAAGAAAACCCGGUGGGCCUUAAGUGACGUGUACUGGUGGCCUGGAUUGGGGACUGAGGUCCAACAAUUCGUGUCGCGUUGUGAUGCAUGCGCACGCAACAAGUCAGACACGAAAAAGCCUGGUGGUUUGCUUCAACCACUGGAGAUUCCAGACGAACCCUGGGAGAGUGUCUCACUGGAUUUCAUCACAGACCUCCCAAAAACACGAGACGGUCAUACUGCGAUCUUGGUCUUUGUGGAUCGACUGACCAAAAUGGUGCACUUCGUUGCUACUACAACAGACGUAUCUGCGGAAGAUACGGCCAAGUUGUUUGUAGCACACGUGUUCCGCUUACACGGGUUACCGCGUGUGCUGGUGUCCGAUCGAGAUCCGCGCUUUACAAGCCGGUUCUGGCACGAAGUUACACGGACACUCGGAACGAAGCUAAAGAUGUCGUCAGCCUUCCAUCCCCAAAUGGAUGGGCAGACAGAGCGGACGAAUCGUACUCUUGAGCAAAUGCUUCGUUCAUUCAUUGGCCCAACUCAGGAUAAUUGGGAUGACUUGUUACCUGUGGUUGAGUUCGCAGUGAACAAUUCCGUCCAUGAAGGUACCCAUGAAAAACCCUUCAUUCUGAACUGUGGUCGGCAUCCCACGACACCUUCUACGCAUGGGAUAGGCGGACUGCGAGUCCCUACCGCGAAAGACUUUAUGGGCAAGCAGCAAGAAGCGCUCAAGUCUGCUCGCCGCUGGCUGCAGCUGUCUCAGCAGCGACAAAAGUCUUAUGCCGACAUGAAACGCCGGGAAGUCUCUUUUGAGGUUGGAGACAAGGUAUUAUUGAGCACGAAGAACAUUCGUCUCAAAAUCCCUGGGGCACGAAAGCUGUUCCCUCGAUGGAUUGGGCCGUUCGAGGUGAUCCAGCGCGUUGGUGUGGUAGCUUACAAGUUGAAGUUACCCAAAACAUUGCAGAUUCACAAUGUCUUCCACGUGUCUCUGCUCAAUAAGUAUAUUUCUGAAGGCAA
Messenger RNA from Closterium sp. NIES-67, 2192 nucleotides. NCBI's taxonomy places the organism in Eukaryota, Viridiplantae, Streptophyta, Zygnematophyceae, Desmidiales, Closteriaceae. The record is from the annotation of a GenBank genome assembly.